Monascus purpureus is the source of this 424-nucleotide messenger RNA. Lineage: Eukaryota; Fungi; Ascomycota; Eurotiomycetes; Eurotiales; Aspergillaceae. The record is from the annotation of a GenBank genome assembly.
AAAGAGAGCAGCAGUGGCAAUUCUGAGAAGGCAGUCAUGGUUCAAAUUAAAGUGCCUCAUCCAAUGAAGCUAGAUGCUGACCAAUCCUGACAAUUUCCAUCUUUGUCAAGUCUGGAGAGAUCAUGGCAUAUAGAAAACACCAGCGUGCUUUUGUCUACUAGGGUCAUGCUAACUACCAUGACAUCAUGCAGGCGGAGGUAUCUGGCGACUUCAUCAGGAAGGUUCCAAAUGCCGAGGAAGAACGUGGCGAGAUACUGGUAAUGGUGUUGGCUUCAGAUAGUACACGCGACCAGGUGCGGGAUAUUGUUCAGGGUUAUCUGCACAACCAGGUGAGGAUGUCAGUGUUGGACUUUCAACCAGCGUAAGGGGAAAUUGGCCUGAUGGUAGGGAUCUUGAGAUUGGAUCGAUAGUGUUAGGAAUAAAU